GAAAGCCUUGGCUGACAGACAGAACAGUUAGUUGCCUAGAACCGGGGGUGGGAAAUGAAAUAUAACAAAUCAUUGGACUCCAUGAUGCUCCUCCAAUCUGUGAAUGCAUACUUUUUCUGUGAUCUCCCGUCAGGUGCCAUAUCCCAGUGUCUGGCCACAUACUUUUAGGCUUGGCAAACGCCAGUGGAUCUAUAGAGCUGCUCCACCUGAUGGAAUGUGAGGGAGCACCUUAAGGGAAUGGAGGUUUGCCUAGACCAAGUGUCCCUUUUCUCUCCAGUAGAAGAACAGUUACACCCUACAAUCAAUUUCCAGCCUUAUCCUGGAGGAGAGAUGUCUCUCCUUGUCCCUGGAUUGGUCAACUGGGAAACCUGGAAGGGUCAGAGACCAGCCCUUGAAGAUCAUUAGCAGUGAUUCUAAGGGGCAGCUGCAUCUCCUGAUGCUGAAGGAGGGAGUGGCUGAACUCCAGCUCGUGGCUUCAUGGCCAGCCCACCACUUUGAGGCCUGGAUUGCUGCUUUCAAUUACUGGCAGACAGAACUCGUGUAUUCAGGGGGAGAUGACUGCCUUCUGAAAGGCUGGGACACUAGGAUGCUUGGCACACCUGUCUUCACUAGCAAAAGACACUCCAUGGGUGUGUGCAGCAUCCAGAGCAACCCCCAUCAGGAACACAUACUGGCUACUGGAAGCUACGAUGAGCACGUUCUGCUGUGGGACACUCGGAACAUAAAGCAGCCACUGGCAGACGUGCCAGUGCAAGGAGGCGUGUGGAGGCUCAAGUGGCACCCAGUCCACCACCACCUACUCCUGGCGGCCUGCAUGCACAACGGCUUCAAGAUUCUCAACUGCCAGACGGCCAUUGAGGAGAAGCAGGACGUGACUGUCUUAAUAUCCCACGAAAUGCCUAACUCAUUAGUGUAUGGGGCUGACUGGUCCUGGCUUCCUUCCCGUUCCAUGAAGCCUACACCCACCUGGUCCUUCGAUCAAAAUGACAUGAGAGCAGUAGACUGCCACAGCCUGAAGGUUACAGAGGAGUCACCAGCACCUUUCCAUGAACAAAUAGUGGACCACCAUGUGGAAGGCCCUGCUAAAGCUCACAGCAGAGUUGAAUUGAAGGCCUCUCUCCUUCCAUCAACAGAGGACAUGAAAAGCAGCAGCCAACUGCGCUCCUCUUCCAAGAUCAGUGAUCUCAGCCUCUUUAGUGGAGGGAAUUUUGACAAGAGCCUCCUGGCCACUUGCUCCUUUUAUGACCAUGUUCUCCACCUCUGGAAGUGGGAGACAAAGCAAGCUUGAGGCUGCAUUCUUUGCAUCUUUCCUGGAUGUGACCUGGGGAGUGCCUUUGAGAAUGGACUUUCUGAUUCUGUUUUGGCAGUGAAUGGGUUUUCCAGCUCUACAACUAAGUGUCUUGGGUAUAUUUUGUAUUUUCAGCCCUUCAUUUGUAUUUAAGUCCUUAUUUGUAUUAAUUAAAUAACUUCAAAUUUUUAAAAUUUUUAAAAAAAAUUAUAAUUUAUGCAUGUCUCUGUGUGGAUGCUGGAAGAAACCAGAAGAGGGCAGUGGAUACCCCUGGAGAUAUGGUUACAGGGGAUUGUGAGCCACCAUAUGGGUUCUAGAAACCAAACUUGGGUGCUCUGCAAGAAUAUAUGCUCUUACCCAGUAAGCUUCUAAACCUUUGAGUUAAAAAAAAUAUGCCAGGCAGGCAGUGGUGGCGCACGCCUUUAAUCCCAGCUGGGGAGGCAGAGCUAGGCAGAUUUCUGUGAGUUCGAGGUCAGCCUGGUCUACAGAGCCAGAUCUAGGACAGGCACCAAAACUACACAGAGAAACCCUGUCUGGAAAAACAAACAAUCAAAUAUGCCAUGUGGUGGUGAUGUACACCUUUAGUCCUGGCCCUUGGAAGUCAGAGGCGGGCAGAUUUGAGUUUGAGGCCAGCCAGGGCUGCACAGAGAAACCCUAUAUGGAAAAACAAAAAAAACCCCAAACAAUUAUUUCAUGUGUAUGAGUAUUUUGCUGUGCUCUCAGAGAUCAGAAGAGGAUGUUAGAUCACCUGGACAUAGAGUAACAGACAACUGUGAAGCCGCCUCGUGGGUGUUGGAAGAACAGAUAAUAUACUCUUAACCUCUGAACCUUUGCAUGCUAGCCAAACACUUCCCAGCUCUGAACUCAUUUUAAAAAUGGGUAAUAGAAUAAAAAGAGGCAUGUAAA
Messenger RNA from Peromyscus maniculatus bairdii (prairie deer mouse), 2194 nucleotides. NCBI's taxonomy places the organism in Eukaryota, Metazoa, Chordata, Mammalia, Rodentia, Cricetidae. The record is from RefSeq and is a predicted model, not a curated record.